UAUACAUUUCCUUAUGCAUAUGUUAUGUACAUAUAGGAUUCUCCGUAUUGAUUUUGCAAUAUCGAUAUACCCGUGAAGAAAUACACUCCAUACAUUGUUUACAUGUAGAUCAAUAAACAGAAAGUGGACUUACAGGCAUGGACUUAUGAAUAAGUAAAAAUGGGGUCAGGGUCAUCCAAGCGCUCGAGCCCAACCUCGGCGUCAAAACCAACUAAAGCUGUAGUUGAAGAACCAAAAUCUAAUACAGCUUCAUUCCCCAAGCAGGUCGAUGAUUUAAAUGAUCUUUUAAAUAAUACAAAACUUGGCGCCGAUGGCAAUGACAAUGUUGCCAAGGAAACAGAUGGGCCUUCUGGGAAUGACGACAAAAUGGAUGCUUUUUUGACGGAAGUUCCUGAGCCUUGGCUUGAUAUUCUAAACGAAGUUGCCGACAGCGAACUCUGGCCUGGAGGUAAAAGAAGCGAAAGACCUGAAUGGCAGGAAUUCUUCACAAAGGCAGAUGAACUAGCCAAAUCCCCAAAGAAAGAACUUUCUUUGAAAACGAAGACAGCAAUCUACAGUGGCGAACUGGUCAUCCCGGAUUUGCCGGACAUGAAUAAAAAAGUUCUUGUUUUUGUGAGUUCCACGUUCACAGACACCAAAGCGGAAAGAAAUAAUCUCAUGAAAGAUGUAUACCCGUACGUUAGAGAGAUAUGUAGGCGACUGGGUCUAGAAUUUGGUACCAUUGAUAUGAGAUGGGGCGUCACGGACGAGGCAACAAAACAUCACGCCACCGUUAAAAUGUGUGUGGACGAAAUACAAAGAUGCAUAAAGGAAAGUUGUGGCCCCGCAUUUCUGUGUAUCCUUAGCCACAAAUACGGAUACAGGCCAAUACCGGCGACCAUCGAAGAAUCCGAAUAUGAAAUGAUUCUGGCUUACUUGAUUAACAAUAAUCAAGAUGCCAGUUUAUUGAAGACAUUCUAUCGCCUUGACAAAAAUGCUUUGGAACAGGAAUAUGUGUUGCGAUCUAUGCGUGAUGACGAAGACAAAGAUCAGUGGUGGAAGGAUAUAGAAGUAAUUCAAGAGCAAAUUCGUCAAGCAGCUGUUGAGUGUUUCCAUGGAAAACCAGAUAUCUGCAGUAAAUACUUUGUAUCAGUAACUGAAAUGGAGAUCCAGUCGGGUGCAUUUAAGAACUUAGAUCGUGACAACCAGUCAUGUUUCAUGAUCAGGGAACUUAGAGAUAUCGAGAACAAAAUUCAUCAUCAUCGUAGACUGAGAGACAUGAAAGGGUCGGAAGUGGACAAAGAUGCGAAUGAAAGAUUACAAUUUCUAAUACAAAAGAAACUGCCUGAAAAAGUUCGACAUGAAAACAUUCAUACCUUUAAUUAUUCAUACGUUAAUGUCAAAGGCGGGAUGCAGUCAGUGAGGCAGUUUUGUGACCAAGCUUGUCGGAAAAUAAUCGGCAUGAUUUUUGACAGCUUUGAAAAGAAAGGAAACAUUGAAAAUGACACAGAUGUAGUGGAAAUUGUUCAGCAUUUAAAACUGGCAGAAGAGAAAAGAAGGCUUUUUGUAGGACGCGAAAAAGAACUAACGGAAAUUAAAAGAUAUUUUACAGGCAAAACAGGCGGAAAUAAGCCUCUGGUUAUCUCCGGAAGUUCCGGAAGUGGUAAAACGGCAUUGAUGGCUGUAAGCGCUGGGAAAGCAAAAGAAAUCUUCAAAAAUAGUGUUGUGAUUGUUCGAUUCAUUGGAACAACAAGUCAGUCAGGAUCAGUAAGAAGCCUGCUUUUAAGCAUUUGUAAGCAAAUAGCACAUGCUUACUUUCAAGAUGUUGCAUUGAUUCCAGAUUCUACCAGGGAACUUGCUGAUUAUUUCAGAAAUGCGCUGAACAAUGCUACGAAAACUACCCCACUGAUAAUUCAUCUGGAUUCACUUGAUCAGUUGUCUUCAGAUGACAAUGGUAGGAAACUUGAUUGGCUGAAACUUGACGCGAACCUACCGAAACAUGUUAAGGUUGUGCUUUCCUCUUUAGAAGCAGACACGUUGUAUGUCCUCCAAAAGCACUUGCCUCAAGAAAAUAUUGUUCACGUCAUGAAACUGUUGCCUGGUGAAGGACCGGAAAUACUGCAGAAAAUGAUGAAGUGUAAAGGUCGCAAAAUUACAGAACCUCAAAUGAAAUUAGUUAUGAAUGCCUUCCUUAAUACUCCACUUCCGUUGUAUUUGAGUCUUGCAGCUGACAUUGCGAGUAGAUUGAAAUCUUAUGACAACAUAGAGGCAGACGACAUUUCACCUACUAUCAAAGGAAUGAUAACAAUACUAUUUGAACGUCUGGAAAAUAUGUUUGGAAAGAUAUUUGUUCAGCAUGCGUUAGCGUACAUUACCGCUUCUAAGCAUGGAUUGUCACAAAAUGAGCUUGAAGACAUUUUGUCAUGUGAUGACGUAGUUCUGGACAGUUUAUUUCAGUACUGGACCCCGCCUAUGCGCCGAAUGCCUCCAUUACUAUGGACAAGGGUACGGCACGAACUAGGCCAGUAUCUGUCUGAGAGAGGAUCUGACGGCGUGACUGUCUUAACCUGGUUUCAUAGACAGUUCAGCGAGACAGCAAAAGAAAGGUACCUUAACACUUCAGCUGAUUCAGACAUGAACCAUAACGCUCACUCGGCUAUAGCUGAUUACUUUGAUAGCAAAUGGGUAGGCGGUAAGGAAUAUAUAUCAAAAGGGUCAAAAUCUAAGGCUUCAGUAAAACCAGUCGUGGAGGACAGAGGUCUACCAGAACAGCCUUUAGUAUAUGGCAACAGAGUCAAAGGCUUUCAGAAUAUCAACAGAAGAAAAAUUAGAGAACUACCAUAUCAUCUGUUAAAACUUGGUGAUAUGGAAAGGUUCUCUAAGUUAUUCCUUGAUCUUAAAUUUGUAGAAACAAAAUUUGAAGCAGGAAUGGGGCAUGAAUACUACUCAGAACUUACAGACGGAGCAAAGAUCGCUAAGGCUGGUAAUUUAAUCAGAAUGGUGCGAUUCAUCGGCUCGAACCUAUCAUUUUUGCUGAGAGAACCUUUGUCUAUUUACCAGCUGGCGUCCCAACAGUUGGAACAUCACCCGGCAAGGCAACAGCUGACGAAACUUCACGAAAUACCAACAACCGUAAUAAAGAAUACCACUCUGUCAGACGACACUUCUAACGAAGUAUGUGAACUUACUUUACAAGGUCACAAAGAAAGCCCACUCUCUUGCGAUUUUUCUCCUAAAGGUGACAAGAUUGUUUCCACUUCUACAGACGGCUGUCUGAGGAUAUGGGAUGUCCUUACAGGCUCGGAAGUAGCAGUUUAUACGUCACUUCCGUCGUCCAGCGUCCCGGAUGACAAGCGCACCCAGAUGAACAUGCUUGUACAUUCUGUAAAUCCGUGUUGUUUUUCUCGUGAUGGGGAAACAAUAGCAUUAGGUACAGAAGAAGCAGAAAUUGUCUUAUUUGAUUGCGAUGGAACAAAGUUAAAGAGUGAACCAACAGAGAACGACAGGGUCACCUGUAUACAGUUUUCUCCUGACAACAAAUCCAUAGCAACGGGCUUUAUGAACGGCAAGUUAUACAUAUCGAAAGCUGAGACACUCGAACACUGUGGCACUCUUCAACUAGAACACGAAAUUUUAGACCUUGAUUUCUCGCCUGAUGGCGAUAUGUUGGCUGUCGUCUGCCGAACUGGUUUGGCUAGAAUAAAAACUGAACCACUCACAUUUGACUGGUUUACAAGAAACAUGCCAGGUAAAGGUCAGAGAAGGAAUGAACGCCGUGCUCUAAGACCGGAACUUGUCCUCUGUGGUUGCUAUCAUCCCGGUGGGCGAAGGAUAAUGACGGGAUCAGCCGAUAAUCAUAUUGGGAUAUGGGAUGCAUCGAAAGGCGUCUGUCUGCAGAAACUCGGAGAACAUCCGGCUUGGAUAUGGUCUAUCAAGAUAACUAAGGAUGGAACAUACAUGUUCUCAGCGUCCUCUGACCGUAGUAUCAAACUUUGGAAAAGCACCAAGGAGGACGUUUGGGAGGUUGUUUCAACGUUUUAUGGUCAUUCUCACAGGGUUGUAUGUUUGGCUGUGGACAAAAAUACAGAAUCUAGACUGGUUUCGGCGUCAUUAGACUGCACUCUGAAAGUUUGGGACCUCAACGCGAUGAAGCAGAACACUAGCAAGACCGAAGCUGUACCUGUAGAAGCAGACUUACAUUUCAACUCUCUUUGCAUUUCUCCAUCCCUGUUGCAAAUAGCAAAGUCAAACGGAUGGUCACGUAGUUGCGAGAUCCAAAGUAUUGACAGUGUAGACGACAACGAUAUUGGUAGAACUGAAGACCAUCACGGAUUUGUAAAGAAGGCAGAGUUCACUAGCGAUGGCAGUAAACUCCUUGUCCUCGAUCACGGCCAUCGUGGAGACUAUUUGGCGAAGUCAGCUUUACAAGCAAAAUGUGUGGUGUAUUAUGCAAUGGACUGUACAAAACUUCAUGAACUGAAUGUAAGCGACGGCGGCAAGGACGGUCCCACGGCGUUCUCGUGCAGCUGCUCUUAUAUCGCCGUCGGAACAUAUUUGGGGAAGAUAUGGUUGUUUGACAUAAAUAGCUACACGCCAAUCACAAGCUGGAAGUGGGAACCGAACAUUGUUGCAGUGGCUUGUUCUUCGGAAGGUGGUCACGUGAUUACAGCUGCGGGAAGAGAAUGCACUGUAUGGAAAAUAAAUGGGGAGAAGCACAGUACAGUAUCGGAAUUACCAGAACACGAUUCCAAUAUUACUACCUCAAUGUUCUCACCAAAUGGACAUACAUUUGUAACCGGUACCGAGUCAGGAAAAAUCUACGUUUGGAAUAUUUCGGACACUUCGGUUAUUCUGUGUCAAACAUUGACCAGUCAUACGGCCUCUAUAAAAGAUAUCAGCUUUUCUAAAUCGGGGAAACAUAUGAUCUCAUGCGGCGAUUUAAGUGCCAGAGUAUGGAAUGUAGAAGACGGCUGUAAACUAAAAGGCGUUUACUACGCUCCAGUGAAUUGUGCGGUUUUUAAAUCGGAGCAUGAAGUGCUAGCCGGUGACGCUGUUGGAAAACUGAAUUGUCUGUGUUUUUAAUUACAAAUAAAAUGGAUCGUGUCUGGACAUGUAACACCUCUUUGUUAUAAGAAUAUGUGAUUAAUAAUGUGAUAAAGAUUUUGUUCAAUAGAAUAUUAAAACAGCUAUUUAAACAGCUAUUUGCUGUAACCCAUCA
Molecule: messenger RNA, 5197 nt
Organism: Mercenaria mercenaria
Lineage: Eukaryota; Metazoa; Mollusca; Bivalvia; Venerida; Veneridae
Product: NACHT and WD repeat domain-containing protein 2-like
Exons: 13
Coding region: 160-5061 (1633 amino acids)
Molecular function (GO): protein binding
Source: RefSeq, a predicted model, not a curated record